Molecule: messenger RNA, 159 nt
Organism: Chlorella variabilis
Lineage: Eukaryota; Viridiplantae; Chlorophyta; Trebouxiophyceae; Chlorellales; Chlorellaceae
Exons: 2
Coding region: 1-159 (52 amino acids)
Source: RefSeq, a predicted model, not a curated record
AUGGCUGCGGUUCGCGAGGAGAUGAACUUGCUGGCUAACCUGGAUGGCAGCAUCGGUGGCGGCGACAUUGAGCGAUACUGCAGCGACCUUUCGGCGCUGCUGGCGCAGAAACAAGCAUCGCUUUCACAGCUGCAGCUGCGCCUGCACGCCUUUCAGUGA